Messenger RNA from Chelonus insularis, 533 nucleotides. Its product is annotated as tubulin polymerization-promoting protein homolog. The transcript is spliced from 3 exons. The record is from RefSeq and is a predicted model, not a curated record. The coding region runs from base 103 to 507 and encodes 134 amino acids. Gene Ontology annotation, molecular function: tubulin binding. Gene Ontology annotation, biological process: positive regulation of protein polymerization; microtubule polymerization; microtubule bundle formation. Lineage: Eukaryota; Metazoa; Arthropoda; Insecta; Hymenoptera; Braconidae. Gene Ontology annotation, cellular component: microtubule.
AAUUAAUAUAAUUUAAUAUUUUUGCAAAAUAUAUUGAAAUGAUCAAAAUUUCACUAUAAAAUUUAAAGUUUAAUAUAAGCUAAAGGAUACAUAUUUAAUAAAAUGAGUUUUGAAGAACAAUUUUUCAUAUUUUCAAGAUUAGGUGACACACGUUCUGGAGGAAUAUCUAUAACUUUAUCACAAAGUGAUAAAUGGAUGAAACAAGCUGGAAUAAUUAAUUCGAAAAUUACAACUGCAGAUACAGCUGUUUGCUUCAACAAAUUCAAAAAAAAAAGUUUAAAUCUUAAAGAAUAUCAGAUUUUUAUUGACAAUUUGGCUAAGCGUAAGGACGUUGAUCCACAAUUUAUUAUUCACAAAUUAAUUUCAUGUGGCACACCUAAUUUAUCAAAUGCUACACAGCCAAUCGAAAAUGAAACAAUUAGAAGAUUAACUGAUCCUUCUAAUGCCACCGGUUGUCAUAAAGAGAGAUAUUGUCUUCCAAUAAGAAGAGCUAAUAAAGAUAAUUAAAUGUAUUCUCUAAUUGUCUAAAAAAG